AUGCAGCACUUGAGAACGAAAGCUCUCGACAAGACAAAAUUUGAACAGAAGGAAACCAAGAAGCCAGAAUUAGGAGAAAAGAAGAAGAUGAGUGGAAACAAAAAUGCAAAACAGUCAAAGGAGAGCAAGUCUUUGCCCGAAGGGUUGAAUAAGUCAUGGUCAAUCCAAGCAGAUCAAUCGCGGGGCGAAAGAGAGAGACAGAAGGAUGAAUCAAGAAGUAUAGAAUCAGAAAAUUUUCAAGAUUACACAUGGCAUCUCUGCAAUGUCACAGCAGGUGCUGAUUAUAUACCUUGUUUAGAUAAUGAAAAGGCUUUGAAGCAGUUGCGCAGUACUAAACACUGUGAACACAAAGAAAGACAUUGCCCAGAGGAUGCACCUUCUUGCUUGGUGCCUCUUCCAAAAGGUUACAAGACACCCAUUGAAUGGCCUAGUAGCAGAGACAAGCGGAUAUGGUGUUACAACGUGCCGCACACUGCUGAGGUGAAGGGGCAAGAGAACUGGGUGAAGGCGACAGGCGAGUUUUUGACAUUCCCUGGAGGUGACACUCAAUUCAUUCUUGGCGCUCUCCACUACAUUGAUUUUAUUCAAGAGGCUGAAGCUAGUAUUGCAUGGGGCAAGCGCACUCGUGGUUUUGGCGGUUAUUUAUUUGAGAGAGAUGCUCUUACAAUGUCUUUUGGGCCAAAAGAUGAACACAUAGCCCUAGUGCAAUUUGCUAUUGAGAGAGGAAUACCUGCCAUUUCCUCGGUAAUGGGUUCUCAAAGGCUGCCAUUCCCCAGCAUGGUCUUUGAUCUUGUGCACUGUGCACGUUGUAGAGUGCCGUUGCAUGCAGAUGGUUCUCAACAACACUGUUGAUUUAUUUAAAACUGAUAUUUCCGCUUUGAUUAUUUACAAUUACUAACCAGUAAGGGCUUGUUGCUUUUAGAAUUGAACCGUGUUCUAAGACCCCGGGGAUAUUUUGUCUGGUCUGCUACUCCAGUGUACCAAAAGCUCCAAGAUGUCCAGAUAUGGAAUGGAGCUCGUGACUAUCAGCAAGGAUCAACUUAACAGCAUAAGUGCAGCCAUUUACCGCAAACCCACUUCCAAUGAAUGCGACAAGCAAAGGCAGCAUAACAUUCCUCCAAUGUGCAACGAUAAUGAAGAUCCAAAUGCAUCUUGGUAUGUACCUUUGCAGGGAUGCUUGCACAAGGCGCCGGUUAACAAGGAUGAAAGAGGGGCCAGAUGGCCUGAGGCUUGACCUAGUCGGCUGCGCAAAGUCCCUCACUGGUUAAACGACUUGCAAAUGGGAAUCUAUGGGAAAUCAGCUUCUCAAGAUUUUGUGGCAGGUACUGAACGUUGGAAAAAUGUCGUAGACUAGUUGAGCAACAUCCGCGUUACUUGGUCUAAUGUGAGGAAUAUCAUGGACGUGCGAGCUGUCUAUGGAGGCAGCAUUGAGAGAACAUCCGGUUUGGGUGUUGAAUGUGGUGAGCAUAGAUUCUCCGGACACACUUCUUAUAAUCCAUGAACGUGGUCCUUUUUGGGAUAUGCCAUGAUUGGUGUGAAUCUUUUAGCACCUAUCCACGAACUUAUGAUCUCCUCCAUGCAGAUAGCCUUUUCUCAAACUUGAAGAACAGAUGCAGCCUUGUUCCUGUAAUGGCAGAGGUUGAUAGAAUAGCAAGACCAGGAGCUAAAUUGAUCAUCCGUGAUGACUCUGACGCACUCGAGGAAGUGGAAAGCUAAUUGAGAUCUCUACAUUGAGAAAUAACCUCCUCCAAAAGCCAAGAGGCUUUGCUCUGCGCCAAGAAAGGCGUGGAGCGGCCGAACUCUGUAAAGGCAUGAUAUGAAGCAUACUUGCACCAUUCAAUUUAUAAUUUGCAUUCAAAAAAGAUAUACUUGCAGUUUAUAUAUAGUGCAUCCACAUGUUGUGGUUAUUUUAAGCAGAGUUGGAAGAU
Molecule: messenger RNA, 1928 nt
Organism: Prosopis cineraria
Lineage: Eukaryota; Viridiplantae; Streptophyta; Magnoliopsida; Fabales; Fabaceae
Product: probable methyltransferase PMT27
Cellular component (GO): trans-Golgi network; cytoplasm; endosome
Molecular function (GO): methyltransferase activity
Source: RefSeq, a predicted model, not a curated record